This is a messenger RNA of Strongylocentrotus purpuratus (purple sea urchin), 2070 nucleotides long. Its product is annotated as ankyrin-1-like. The record is from RefSeq and is a predicted model, not a curated record. The transcript has 4 exons. The coding region runs from base 1 to 2070 and encodes 689 amino acids. NCBI's taxonomy places the organism in Eukaryota, Metazoa, Echinodermata, Echinoidea, Camarodonta, Strongylocentrotidae. Gene Ontology annotation, molecular function: protein binding.
AUGGCGCUGUUUUCUGCAGCGGCAAAAGGAGACGUCCAGAAGAUACAAUCAUUAAUCGACUCAGAAGACAAGUCCGAGGAUUCGAGAGGAGUUGAUGUAAACUGCUCGGAUGCAUCUGGCAAGACACCCCUUCACAUUGCUUCGGCAAACGGACAUUUGCAAACGGUUAAAUGCCUAACCAAUCAUGGAGCAAAGGUGAAUGUAAUCGAUGCUAACCUACAGACAUCGGUUCACUUAUGUUCAAAGAAAGGCCAUCUUCAUGUGGUAGAGCUGUUAGUGAACGAAGGAGCAGAUAUUAAAAUUGGCGACAAAGAUGGGUUUACAGCUCUUCACAUAGCAUCAUUCGAGGGUCAUGUUGACAUUGUCAAAUACCUUGUUAGUAAAGGGGCAGAGCUGGAGAGACUUGCUAAUGAUUAUUGGACACCUCUACACCUUGCAUUAAACGGUGGCCAUCUUGACAUUGCAGAGCACCUUUUGACAGAAGGAGCCAACAUUAACACGUGUGGUAAAGGUGGAUGUACAGCUCUACAUGCUGCAUCACAAACUGGUAAUAUUGAUGGAGUGAAAUAUCUAACUAGUCAAGGAGCAGAGCAAAAUAAGAUCACUGAGGAUGGUUGGACCGCGCUGAGUCUGGCUUCAUUUAGGGGACACCUUGACAUUGUCAAAGUUCUCGUUAACGAAGGGGUAGAGGUUGACAAAGCACUCAGGAACGGGAUGACACCCUUGUUUCUGGCAACAAAAAAAGGCCAUUUGGGUAUUGUCGAAGUCUUACUGAACGUAGGAGCAAAUAUUGAUAACUGUAAUCGAAACGGGCAAACAGCACUCCACAUCGCAUCGUCCAAUGGACACGUUGAAAUAGUUCAUCAUCUUGUUAGCAAAGGGGCACAGCCUGAAAAAUGUGACAACACCAACAUGACACCCUUGUCUUGUGCUUCUCAAAAAGGCCAUCUUGAAGUCGUCGAGUGUAUCGUUAACAAAGGAGCAGGCAUUGAUAUCGUUGAUAAAAAUGGAUUAACUGCUCUUCACAUAGCAUCAUUCAAGGUCGUCGAGUAUAUCUUGUACAAAGGAGCAGGCAUUGGCAUUGGUGAUAAAGCUCUUCACAUAGCAUCACUCGAGGGUCAUCUUGAUAUUGUCAAAUACCUUGUUAGUAAAGGGGCAGAGCUGGAGAGACUUGAUAAUGAUUACUGGACACCUUUACACCUUGCUUUAGACGGUGGCCAUCUUGACAUUGCAGAGUACCUUUUGACAGAAGGAGCCAACAUUAACACGUGUGGUAAAGGUGGAUAUACAGCUCUUCAUUCUGCAUCAAAAGCUGGUAAUAUUGAUAGAGUAAAAUAUCUAACCAGUCAAAGAGCAGAGCUGGAUAAAAGCACUGACGAUGGAUGGACCGCACUUAGUUUGGCUUCAUUUUGGGGACACCUUGAUAUUGUCAAAGUUCUUGUUAACGGAGGGGUAGAGAUUGACAAUGAACCUAGGAACGGGAUGACACCCUUGUUUCUCGCAGCAGAAAGAGGCCAUUUGGGUAUUGUCGAGGUCUUACUGAACGUAGGAGCAAAUAUUGAUAACUGUAAUCGAGACGGGUUAACAGCACUCCACAUUGCAUCGUCCAAUGGACACGUUGAAAUAGUUCAUCAUCUUGUUAGCAAAGGGGCACAGCUUGACAAAUGUGACAAAACUGACAAGACGCCCUUGUAUUGUGCUUCUCGAGAAGGCCAUCUUGAAGUCGUCGAGUAUAUCGUGAACAAAGACGCCGGCAUUGAAAUUGGCGACAAAGAUGGGUUUACGGCUCUUCACAGAGCAUCAUUGGAGGGCCAUCUUGAAGUCGUCGUGUAUAUCGUGAACAAAGGAGCAAGCAUUGGAAUCGGUGAUAAAGAUGGGUUUACAGUUCUUCACAUAGCAUCACUCAAUGGUCAUCUUGAUAUUGUCAAAUACCUCGUUAGUAAGGGUGCAGACCCGGGGAAACUUACUGAUGAUUACUGGACACCUUCAGGCCUUGCUCUUAAUGGCGGCCAUCUGGUCCACGAGACAGCUCUCGAUCCUCGAGGAAGAGCAGCACAGAAGAGACAAUGA